Messenger RNA from Lasiodiplodia theobromae, 4389 nucleotides. Its product is annotated as Sad1/UNC-like protein. Gene Ontology annotation, molecular function: ATP binding; protein kinase activity. Gene Ontology annotation, biological process: protein phosphorylation; protein folding in endoplasmic reticulum. NCBI's taxonomy places the organism in Eukaryota, Fungi, Ascomycota, Dothideomycetes, Botryosphaeriales, Botryosphaeriaceae. Gene Ontology annotation, cellular component: cytoplasm; membrane. Bases 1 to 4389 code for a protein of 1462 amino acids. The record is from RefSeq and is a predicted model, not a curated record. The transcript is spliced from 3 exons.
AUGGCCAACAAGACCUCGCCGGCUGUGAGCUCAAAGGCAACCGGCUCUCCUGUUGCCUCGACUUCGGCAUCCUCGAUCGCCUCUUCCGAGGGCAACUUCGCCCUCCCUCCGCCGCAGCAUGCCACUCCUGCGCAAGCCAACGGCGCGCAAGCAGCAGCAGCAGCCGCCGCCGCCGCCGCCAGGCCCAACCUGCCCGCGAAGAAGCCUACCAUGAGCUCGAGAAUAAGUGGCAUCUUCGGCCGCCGCGAGGACUCUCGGGACAGUUCCAAGGUUAACCUGGCCUCCGAGAAAAUUCCCGAGAAGGUAGUUGAAGGCAAGGUGGCGAACGGCGACGGCCCGACCAGCUCGCCCAAACCAGAGCCGCGUCGUCAACCCUCCACGAAAGAGACGAAGCCUGGUAACAUGGUGGAUCGCUCCAAGAGCAAUGCUGAGAAGAAGAAGGAGCAGCAGCAGGCCGCCAACGUCUCCAAACGUUUCAAGCACCUCGAGGAUGCCGGCCACGAGCACCAGCUCAGAGUCCAGAGGCGCGAAGAGAAGCUCAAGGAUAUGUUCCAGAACCUGAUGCUCGGGAAGAAGAAAGAAGCGAACCCCGAUGAGCAACCUCUGAGUCUGAUGUCGGGUUGGGUUGAUCAACUACGCAACGACAAAGAGAAGUUCAACAUCGACCACAAGGCCGGUGCUAGCUCUUCCAUGACGCUGGUGCAGAAAUACGGAAAGUGUCAGGAAAUUAUCGGACGCGGCGCGUUCGGUAUUGUCAAGAUAGCCCAUAAGCCAGACGCGAAGGACCCCAAGCGCGAGCAGUUGUUUGCCGUCAAAGAAUUCAAGCAGCGCCCCGGUGAAUCUGACAAGAAGUACAACAAGCGCCUGACGUCCGAGUUCUGCAUUUCCUCUUCCAUGCACCAUCCCAACAUCAUCAAUACGCUCGAUCUCAUCCAGGACGAGAAGGGUGAGUUCUGCGAGGUCAUGGAGUACUGCGCCGGUGGAGACCUUUACACUCUCAUCCUCGCGGCUGGCCAACUCGAGGUCGUCGAGGCCGAUUGCUUCUUCAAGCAGCUCAUGCGCGGCGUCGACUACCUCCACGGUAUGGGUGUCGCCCACCGUGACCUGAAGCCUGAGAAUCUCCUCCUCACUUCUCACGGAGCAAUCAAAAUCACCGACUUUGGCAAUGGCGAGUGCUUCCGUAUGGCCUGGGAAGAGGAAGCUCAUAUGACUGCGGGUAUCUGCGGUUCCGCCCCCUACAUUGCGCCGGAGGAGUACGUUGAUGAAGAAUUCGACCCCCGAGCUGUUGACGUCUGGGCCUGUGGCGUCAUUUACAUGGCCAUGAGAACCGGGCGCCAUCUUUGGCGAGUCGCAAAGAAGGGCGAGGAUGAAUUUUACACCAAAUAUCUCGAGGAUCGCAAAGAGGAAUCCGGUUACAGGCCUAUCGAGGUGCUCCGUCGUAAGAGGUCAACCGGUCGGAAUGGGUUGACCAAAUACGUCUCUGCAGGGCCGGAGACGAAGGAUUCUAAUGAACUUGGGUGGGAUAUUUGGGAUUUUGGCGUUGGCAGACCGCUCACUUGCGAUGACGAUAAUGCUCUUCUCCUGCCGUCCAGGGAGAUCAACUACAUCACCCACACUCUACCGCAGCAAUGCCUAAAGUCACGCCCGCCACCGCCGCCCGCUUCUGCGACCGCCGCGAACGAUACCGUGUCCGGUGACGGUGGCCCCUCAGCUCCAGUGUCCGCCCCAACGGGCCGUGAUGCUGCUGGCCAGACGGGAAAUGAGACCGUUUCGAGCGCCACCUCCGGCGCGCAGUCGCCCGGCAGCUCUGGCGAAACGGCCACUGUCUCUGCCACAGGAUCGCAAAGCGCAGCAGGCACUGCGCAGCCGUCCACCGAAGCUGUCCACAACCCAGCCGAGCGGGAGGAGGCCGAAGCCGAAGCUGAGACCGAUUCACCGCUGGACAACGCCAACUUUCUGUCUUUCGAAGAGUGGAAGAAGCAGAAUCUGGCAAAGGCUGGACAGUCGCCGGAGAACGUGGGCCAAGGGCGCGGGACUGCUGGCGCCCAGGGACGGAAGCCGAGGCCGGUUAACAUCAACAGCGAGUUGGACUUUCUUGGAGAGGACACGGAGAUCGAGCUGGACUUUGGAUUUGGCAACAAAGCUGACCGUACGGCAGCCGUUUCGGCCUCGGGCCAGCAGGCGAAGGAGACGGCUGGGGACGAUGCCGCCGGCGAGCUGUCGCACCGGCCACGCAGCAAGGACGCCGGGAAGACGUGUAAAGAGCGCUUCAACUACGCCUCCUUCGACUGUGCCGCCACGGUGCUCAAGACAAACUCGCAGUGCAAGAGCUCGUCGUCCCUCCUGGUCGAGAACAAGGAUAGCUACAUGCUCAAUGAAUGUGGUGCCGAGAACAAAUUCGUCAUUGUUGAGCUUUGCGACGACAUUCUGGUCGACACCGUUGUUCUUGCCAACUUCGAGUUUUUCAGUUCCAUGUUCCGCACCUUCAGAGUCAGCGUGUCCGAUCGUUACCCGGUGAAGCUGGAACGCUGGAAAGAGCUUGGCACCUUUGAGGCCAGAAAUAGCCGCGACAUUCAGGCAUUCCUUGUUGAGAAUCCGCUAAUUUGGGCUCGUUACCUCAGGAUCGAAUUCCUUUCGCAUUUUGGCAACGAGUUCUACUGUCCUGUGUCACUUCUCAGGGUGCACGGCACGACCAUGAUGGAAGAGUUCCGCCACCAAGAAGAGGCGGCCCGCGGAGAGGAAGAUUUAGAUGAAGUUAUUGAGAGCGAGAGCCAAGCCCUUCCCGCAAUUCAACCGAAUGCACAAGAGCAAGUACCUGUUGAGAUACCUGCUGCUGAGCCACCAAAGGAAGCCGACCCGGCUGCACCUGCGGAUGCAACGCCUGGGGGCGCUGAAGAUUCAACACAAUCUGAAGCGGCCAAUCAAGGCGUUGAUGGUUCUCCCACAGCUGAUGAUCGACCCACUCCCAAGGACAGUACUACGUCUGUUGUGCCGGACGGUAGCACGAGUCAAACUAACUCGCAGCCCGUCUCGUCCGUCACACCACCAGGCCGCCCAGACUCGGCGGAUCAGCCGUCCAGCAACGUCACCCAAGCGUCGCAUAAUCAAACCGACGUUGAACAGCCCAAACAUGCAUCGACGUCGACGGACGGCCCGCGAGUAGACGCGGGAGAUUCGGCUAGUUCCAGCCAAAAUGCCACGAACGCGUCCACCAUUGCUUCGUCCGACGGGGACCAGAAGAACUCUCCACCUCCCAAGGAUGGAUCAAACGUGGCAGCAAAUGGCACGUCGACGAGAUCCAUCCAAUCUGGCGAGGGGACCAAGGCUUCGGCCACGCAGCCACCAAAUACGACGCCCACGACUCAGGAGAGCUUUUUCAAGUCGAUCCACAAGCGGCUGCAGAUGUUGGAGUCCAAUUCGACGCUGUCGCUGCAGUACAUUGAAGAUCAGUCGCGCAUUCUCAGGGAUGCGUUCACCAAGGUGGAAAAGCGACAGCUGGGAAAGACGGAGAAGUUUUUGGAUCAGCUGAACAGCACGGUCAUGGCAGAACUAAGGGAAUUUGUGAGUGUCUCGUCCACGUGCAGCGCACUUACGGCCGCUAACGCACUGCAGAGGCAGCAGUACGACCAGCUCUGGCAGUCGACGGUGAUUGAGUUGGAGAACCGCCGCGAGCAGCACCAGCGCGAGAUGCUGGCCAUCAGCACGCGCCUGACGCUCCUUGCAGAUGAACUGGUGUUUCAGAAGCGGAUGGCGGUGGUGCAAUCAACGCUGAUUCUCCUGUGCCUGGGCCUCGUGCUUUUCGUGCGGUCGGGAAGCAGCUACCUGGAGCUGCCGCUGGUACAGCAGAUGAUGCAGAAGUCCCAAACGGCGCUGCGCCUGCAGUUCGACAGCCCGGCCAGCAGUCCCCCUCCCAGUUACCGGCGCCACGGCCAUUCGUCGUCGACCGAGGAGCGUAAGCGGUUCCGGUUCUUCGGCUCGAGCAGCGGGAACUUGUCAGACGCGUCGACGGACGGGGCGCGCAGCCCAGCGUUGGAGUUCUCGCCGCCGACGCCGACGUCGGACGCGGAGGGCGAGAUGUUGUCUGGCGAGCAGAGCCCGGAGCCGCUGCGCAAGACGCACAGCAGCCCGUCGACGCCCAGGGGCUUCCGGGACGGCAGCAAGCUCAACUGGGAGCAGGCGAGCGAGGCGAAGGUGCUCGGAGUGGGCGACGGGCAGACUUUAAUGAGGCGGAGAAGUCCGCUCCGGCGCGGCGAGAGCGCUGGCGACCUUUACGAAGGGUCGCAGGCGGAGCACAAAGAGAGCGGCAAGGCUGGCGGCGCAGAUCCCAAUCAGCCUGGAGAUUCGGGUGGGUCGGCGUCAGAUUCUGACGACUGUCUCGGAUAUAUAUGA